Messenger RNA from Torulaspora globosa, 1266 nucleotides. RefSeq names its product Snx4p (gene SNX4). The record is from RefSeq and is a predicted model, not a curated record. Gene Ontology annotation, cellular component: phagophore assembly site. The transcript has a single exon. The coding region runs from base 1 to 1266 and encodes 421 amino acids. NCBI's taxonomy places the organism in Eukaryota, Fungi, Ascomycota, Saccharomycetes, Saccharomycetales, Saccharomycetaceae. Gene Ontology annotation, biological process: autophagy; cytoplasm to vacuole targeting by the Cvt pathway. Gene Ontology annotation, molecular function: phosphatidylinositol binding.
AUGAAGGCUGCUGAAGAGGUUAAAGAGGGAUCAUCAAAACAAGAGAAUGCUGGCAAAAAUCUAAAGUAUAGGCUAGAAAUAUUGGUAUCGGAUCCGCAGAAGCGUUCAGGAGACCAAGGUACGGCAUCAUCCUAUGUCAGUUACCAAAUUUCCACCAAAACAGAUAAUCCAAUUUAUCACAAGAACUACGGCGGUGAUAAGAAUGCCAUCAUAGUGGUUCAUCGAAGGUACAGUGAUCUUUUAUUGCUCCACAACAUACUCCUGAAUGAUCAUCCAACAUGCAUUGUGCCUCCACUUCCAGAUAAGAAAGUGUUGCAAUAUAUAGCCGGGGACCGCUUUAGCCAGAGUUUCACGCAAAAGAGAUGCCAUAGCCUGCAGAAUUUCCUGAGACGAGUCGCGAACCAUCCCACUUUGAGCCAAUCUACGGUCUUGAUGACCUUUUUGGUAAGCAAGGAUUGGGAUGCAUAUAGAAAGAGCAUAUCUGGGCACCUUCAGACAAACAAAGAAGAAGUAACCGAUGCCUUUAUGAAUGCUUUCAAGACAGUUCACAAACAAAGCGAUGAGUUUAUCGAAAUCAAGGAGAAAAGUGAUAAGCUGGACCACAAUGUCGCAAAGAUCGACAAGAUAUUCCAUAAGGUGGUCAAGAAGCAUGACCUGAUCUCUGAAGACUAUGCCAAAUUAGGGGCGAAUCUACAAGAUUUGCAAGAGCUUUGCAGCGGUGAGAAUGACGAGUUGGCCAAAAAAUUGAGGCUGUUCAACGAGGGAAUAACUCAGCUCUCCUUUGGAAUACGCGACCUCAGUAAAUUCCUGGACUACGAGUACAUUGUGGAUCUGAAGGAUUUGGAGCAUUAUAUCGACAGCAUGAGCCAGCUGAUCAAACUUAAAGACCAAAAGCAGAUCGACUAUGAGGAACUUAGCGAAUACUUGACCAAGUCAGUAAAUGAAAAGAACAACCUGAUCUCGGGAUAUGGAGGUAGUAACUUUUUCACAAACAAGUUAGAAGAGCUGGCUGGCAUAAAUCAGGAGGCUGCCCGUCGUGAGAAAAUCGACAAGCUAGAGACCAAGAUCAGUUCUUUGACAAGCGAGUUAGAAAGCGCUAAGAAAGUCGCCGACGCCUUCGAGCAGGAAACUUUAAAAGAGGUGGCGCUGUUCGAAGACCUGAAAACCAGGGAGCUAAAGGAAUCGCUGGGAAGCUUGGCUGAUCAUCAUAUCGAGUUUUACGAGAAGAUGCUCGAAACAUGGAUCAAAGUCGAUGAGAGUCUAUAA